Messenger RNA from Ctenopharyngodon idella (grass carp), 988 nucleotides. RefSeq names its product lysozyme g. Gene Ontology annotation, biological process: peptidoglycan catabolic process; defense response to Gram-positive bacterium. Bases 224 to 781 code for a protein of 185 amino acids. The transcript is spliced from 5 exons. Gene Ontology annotation, cellular component: extracellular region. Gene Ontology annotation, molecular function: lysozyme activity. Lineage: Eukaryota; Metazoa; Chordata; Actinopteri; Cypriniformes; Xenocyprididae. The record is from RefSeq and is a predicted model, not a curated record.
GUGAUAGGGAGCGCGUUACACUCUGCCAGCCACCAGCCCACCACUGACAGACCUGCAAGAAUCAGACUGGUAGUGGCAGCUGCCACCAGUUAAAGAUUAAAUCCCCACUCUUUCCGUUUUGCCCGCCCCACUUUAAUGGAAAAACCGAGAAACAGAAAGAGAAACCGUUCAACUACGAUCACAAGUCGAGAACAUUCUUACUUGACAACAGCUUCGAGUCAUCAUGGCGUGCAUUUAUGGAGACGUCAUGAAAAUAGACACCACGGGGGCAUCAGAUUCGACAGCAAAACAGGACAACUUAACCGUAAAGGGUGUUGAAGCCUCCAGAAAACUAGCUGAGCAUGAUCUGGCCCGGAUGGAGAAAUACAAGAGUAUAAUCAUUAAAGUUGGAAGAGCAAAGCAGAUGGACCCGGCUGUGAUUGCUGCCAUCAUAUCCAGAGAGUCCAGAGCCGGAGCCGCUCUGAUAGAUGGGUGGGGCGACCAUGGCUAUGCCUUUGGCAUCAUGCAGAUUGACAAACGCUAUCACACUCCAGUAGGUGCAUGCGACAGUGAGCAGCAUAUCACACAAGGAACUGAGAUACUCAUUGGCUUCAUUAAAGAAAUUAAAGCAAAGUUUCCCCAGUGGACUCAAGAGCAAUGCUUUAAAGGGGGGAUAUCAGCCUACAAUGCUGGUGUGAAGAACGUCCGUACAUACGAGCACAUGGACGUGGGCACCACAGGAGAUGAUUACGCCAAUGAUGUUGUGGCCCGAGCCCAGUGGUUCAAUGGCAAGGGUUACUGAAGAACAGCAGUUAUGAACCUGUAAAACCCUUAUAUUUGUGUAAUGAGCACAACAAUUCACCAUGAUAAGUCUUCAUUUCAACAUUAGUACAUUAAUUUGGUAGGCUAUAAAUUAGAAUGCUAAUAAAGGCUAUAUUUUAAGAGUUUGGGCUGUUUUCAAAACGAGUACAUUUCCUGUAAUGAAAUAAAAGUCAUUUAUUUACUCAAA